GGUCUGGCACAUGGAGAAUGACACAGCAGGACAAAGAGGCUCCAUCUCUCUCACACCCAUGGCCAACGGUCUGGAGAACAUGGGGGCUGAGUUCUUGGAAAGUCCGGAGGAAGGCCAGCUCCCUGGCAGUGAAUGGAGCCCUGCAGAGGGCGGGAGGAGCUGGAGAGAGGUGGUACCGAAGCCCUUCUUUGGAAGGAGGAGCCUGCAGCCAGUCUUGAGAGCCAGAAGCUUCUGCAGGGAGCACACACAGCUCUUUCGAUGGAUCUGCAUAGGCCUGCUCUGUACUGCGUACGCUGCCUUCCUGCUUACUGCCUGCCUCCUGGAUUUCCAGAGGGCCCUGGCACUGUUUGCCCUCACCUGUGUGGUCCUGGUCUUUCUGGUCUAUAGCCAGCUGAAGAGGCUUCUGGGGCCAAGGCUGAGGAGGUGUAUCAAGCUUCAUGGCCAUUCCCGCCUGAACCUCUGGUUUAAGAGGAGUCUAGCGCUCGCUGCCUUCCUGGUCCUGGUCCUGUGGCUGUCUCUGGACACCUCCCAGCGGCCUGAGCAGCUGAUCUCCUUUGCAGGAAUCUGCGUGUUCAUCACUGUCCUCUUUGCUUGCUCGAAGCAUCACUGUGCAGUGUCCUGGCGGGCCGUGUCCUGGGGCCUUGGGAUGCAGUUUGCACUUGGACUCUUUGUCAUCAGAACAGAACCAGGAUUUAAUGCGUUCCAGUGGCUGGGUGACCAGAUCCAGAUCUUCCUGAGCUACACCGAGGCUGGCUCCAGCUUUGUGUUUGGGGAGACUCUGAUCAAGGAUGUCUUUGCCUUUCAGGUUUUGCCCAUCAUUAUUUUCUUCAGCUGCAUCAUGUCAGUUCUGUACUAUGUGGGCCUUAUGCAGUGGGUGAUCCUGAAGAUUGCCUGGCUGAUGCAAGUCACCAUGGGUACCACAGCCACUGAGACUCUGAGUGUGGCUGGAAACAUCUUUGUGAGCCAGACCGAGGCUCCUCUGCUGAUCAGGCCCUACUUGGCAGACAUGACUCUCUCCGAAAUCCAUGUCGUCAUGACUGGAGGCUAUGCCACCAUCGCCGGCAGCCUUUUGGGUGCCUACAUCUCCUUUGGGAUCGAUGCUGCCUCGUUAAUUGCUGCCUCCGUGAUGGCCGCCCCCUGUGCGUUGGCCCUCUCCAAGCUGGUCUACCCUGAGGUGGAGGAGUCCAAGUUCAGCAAUGAGGAAGGAGUGAAACUGACCUAUGGAGAUGCUCAGAACCUCCUGGACGCAGCCAGCAGUGGGGCCACCCUGUCCGUGAAGGUGGCCACCAACAUCGCUGCCAACCUGAUUGCGUUCCUGGCUGUGCUGGCCUUCAUCAAUGCUGCCCUCUCCUGGCUGGGAGACAUGGUUGACAUCCAAGGGCUCAGCUUCCAGCUCAUCUGCUCCUACAUUCUGCGUCCUGUGGCCUUCUUGAUGGGCGUUGCCUGGGAGGACUGCCCGGUGGUGGCUGAGCUGCUGGGGAUGAAGCUGUUCCUGAACGAGUUUGUGGCCUAUGAGGAACUUUCCAAAUACAAGCAGCGCCGCCUGGCAGGGGCUGAGGAGUGGGUCGGCACCAGCAAGCAGUGGAUCUCUGUCAGAGCAGAAAUCCUCACAACGUUUGCCCUCUGUGGAUUUGCCAACUUCAGCUCCAUUGGGAUCAUGCUGGGAGGCCUGACCUCCAUGGUCCCGCAACGGAAGAGUGACUUCUCCAAGAUUGUGCUCCGGGCACUCUUCACAGGGGCCUGUGUGUCCCUGGUGAAUGCCUGCAUGGCAGGGAUUCUCUACGUGCCCAGGGGACCUGAGGUCGACUGCCUGUCCCUCCUGAACACAACCCUCAGCAGCAGUAGCUUUGAGGUGUACCAGUGUUGCUUCGAGGCCUUCCAGAGCACCAGCCCAGAGUUCAGUCCGGAAGCCCUGGACAACUGCUGUCAAUUUUACAACCACACGAUCUGUGCAUAG
Messenger RNA from Cynocephalus volans (Philippine flying lemur), 1957 nucleotides. It is a transcript of the gene SLC28A1, whose product is annotated as solute carrier family 28 member 1. The transcript has 17 exons. Gene Ontology annotation, molecular function: pyrimidine- and adenosine-specific:sodium symporter activity. The record is from RefSeq and is a predicted model, not a curated record. Gene Ontology annotation, biological process: cytidine transport; uridine transmembrane transport; nucleoside transmembrane transport. NCBI's taxonomy places the organism in Eukaryota, Metazoa, Chordata, Mammalia, Dermoptera, Cynocephalidae. Gene Ontology annotation, cellular component: plasma membrane. Bases 11 to 1957 code for a protein of 648 amino acids.